Molecule: messenger RNA, 2662 nt
Organism: Siniperca chuatsi (mandarin fish)
Lineage: Eukaryota; Metazoa; Chordata; Actinopteri; Centrarchiformes; Sinipercidae
Gene: eef1akmt2
Product: EEF1A lysine methyltransferase 2
Exons: 6
Coding region: 1-768 (255 amino acids)
Biological process (GO): peptidyl-lysine dimethylation; peptidyl-lysine monomethylation
Cellular component (GO): cytoplasm
Molecular function (GO): protein-lysine N-methyltransferase activity
Source: RefSeq, a predicted model, not a curated record
AUGCUACGACUUGACAAGGCAGUCCCCUCUCCAGCAUGGAAGUCACGACAGAAACCCCGCAUGGCUGUGGAAAUACCUCGGACCCAGAGGAAGACAGAGGCUCAGAUACCGAUUUUGAACCUUCAAAGCUCGGAACGAAAGAAUAUGACUGUCCUUUUCUGCAGUUGGGAAGAUGCAUACCAAAAAGAACUUGAGACAUUCAAAGACACUGGGGAUGUUGGUGAGAUAUGGUUUGGUGAGGAGAGCAUGAGCCGUGUGCUGCGAUGGAUGGACAAAGCUAAGAUCCCAAAAAAUGCUGCCAUUCUUGACAUUGGCACUGGAAAUGGAGCCUUUUUAGUUGAACUGGCUAAACACGGAUACAGGAAUCUGACUGGUAUAGAUUAUUCUCCAGCAUCUGUAGACUUGGCCAGAAAUGUUCUGCAGGCACAGGACUUGACGGAUGUCACUGUAAAGGAGAUGGAUUUCUUAAACUGUCAAGGGGAGCUAAAGGGUUUUGAUGUCUGCAUUGACAAAGGAACAUUCGAUGCAAUAAGCUUAAACCCAGACAACACCACGGAGGGCAAAAAACUCUAUGUUCAAGCUCUGAAAGAUGCUCUUAAGGACAAAGGAUUAUUUGUUUUCACUUCCUGUAACUGGACAAAAGAGCAGCUGCUCAACAGAUUCAGUGAAGGAUUUGAGUUUGUACAGGAGUUGCCUACACCGAAUUUCCAAUUUGGAGGCAAGACGGGCAACAGUGUGACAGCACUCAUCUUCAAGCGAGCACAUUGAUUCACAUUUCCUCAGAGGAUAUUUGUCUUUCUUUGUCCCAUCAAUUCUGCUGUUUUUUUUUCUAUUUAUCACAGGAAAUUUUAUCUGUGCAGUUUGAGACCUUUUUUAUAUGGUAUUCAUUUAAAAAACGAUGUGUAAUGAACCAGAUAUGCCGUGUAAUUGAGUGACAUAGUUCUCUUGAAAUAAAUAAAUCAGUUUUUGUUUUGUUGCUGUCGUAUUAACUUCACAUUGAUCCACAGUGCUAUAGGCACCUGUUGAAUAUAUUUAUAUGAAAUUGUUCUGUAAUAUUUGUAAUACAUUUACACAGACAAUUAACAAGAUUGUUUCAAUUGAUUCAAUUUCAGUUUUAAGGUUCUUUACAUAUAUUAAGAAUGGUGCUUCACGUUGGAAUGUCCUGAGCAGGAUCUUGUGUAAUAUUUAAGAAAUAGUACUGAAGUCAUUUUCUGUAAAUGUUUCAAUGCAUACAUAGGAAUAUCUGUUAACUCCUGUAUUUUCUGUGGAUUACAAAACACAGCCAUAAUCUAUCGCUGAAGAUUAAUCUCACAUUGGAGGCGUUUUAAAAUUGCAUAAUGUGAACUAGUUUAAAAAGCUCAUACACAGGUAACAUACAAUUAGAUUUAGGAUAAUAUUUCACACAAAACCUUUUAGCUCUGAUUAACAUAAGUUCUCUCUCGCCCUUGAUGUAAUGAAGUUUCCCAUGUGUUGUGGCAUCAAGAGCCUUUCAUAUGUGAACUCUUCACCCAUGUGCACCCACUGAUGAUUGUUUGACUGUAAUAUUACUUUCUUGAGGCUAUUUGUACUAAGAGUUCAGCUAGACAAGUGUUUGUUUAAGUAGUUAUCACAGGCCUGGGGGCUUAAAUGUAUUCUGUAUUCCUUUAAAAGGGGCUCCAAGAGAAAAAAGAUACACAAUAAUUUGUACUGAACAAUUUUCCCUAUUCCAUAAAUCAUUUUAUAGCCCCUCAAAUUACUUGGCAAGGACCCUGUUGAGAGACCUGACCCACAGUUUGAAAACCACUGUUCUGUCUUACCAGGUAGUUAAUUGCAUCCAUCUUUCAUGUAAAAAAUAGCCCGUACCCAAUUGGCUAAACUGGAAACCAGCAGAGCUUGGGGUCCUGAGGACCAUGAUUAAGAACCUCUGACAUAAUGAAUAAACAAGAGGCCAUGGCUUGUGGGGAAGAGAAGCCUGUCUGCCAUUUAUUUUCUCAAUGGCAUCAUUACUAACUGCCAAACUCUGGAUUCUAAUUGCAAGCUGGGCCAGUGGUCCAAUGGGAGCCAUCGAUGUUGAGGCACGCUGUUGAGUAAACACAUGGAAGCUUUACAAGAAUUACUGCCUGGAAUUUUACAAGGCUCUGGAUAUCCUGCCUGGAUGUGGAUAUUUUGCCCACGUUUACAACUCUCACACAGAUUUUCCCAUGAAGUGAAAUCUCCAUUGAGCUCAACCUCGAAUGAAUAUCCUUUCAUUUACCUUUGUCAACGGUCACUCUCAGUGUCUUUAAAACAUCUCGUCAGGCAGCUCUUUCACUGUUUUUCAUUGUGUCAUAGUGUCAUUAGAUUUAAAUAUGUAUUGAAGUUACCUCCUUUAAUAUACUGUAGCCCACUCAUUUCCUGUGGACAGGUGCUGUUGCUAAGAAACUGACUACACCACAGUCCUGUUUGCAAAGUAAAGUCAUGAGUUUUUUCAGUUUUGUGGAUCCUGCACUGUUACAGUGAUUCAAUUAUCAUUCAGAAAAAUCUUUACUUUUAGAGAAGUUGAACAUAUUAUUUAUGAAGAGCUUACAAAGUAAUUAAGUACUGAUUGAGUCCUGUAGGUAUUAAUAUGCAAAAAAUGUUUGAGUAACAUGCUGCUGUCACUGUAUGCUGACAAUUAAAUGUAUGUGUGUGUGUUAUUUUGAAA